Fukomys damarensis (Damara mole-rat) is the source of this 1293-nucleotide messenger RNA. RefSeq names its product ORAI calcium release-activated calcium modulator 1 (gene Orai1). The record is from RefSeq and is a predicted model, not a curated record. Lineage: Eukaryota; Metazoa; Chordata; Mammalia; Rodentia; Bathyergidae. Gene Ontology annotation, biological process: store-operated calcium entry. Gene Ontology annotation, cellular component: membrane. Gene Ontology annotation, molecular function: store-operated calcium channel activity.
CAUGGUGGGACACCUGUUCCCUUUCUCUCGGGAUCAUAAAUCAUAGUUACCCCUCCUCACCCCAGCAGAGGUAAGGGUCAGAUGGUAACUAACACUGUCCUGUCUUUUCAACUUCUCUUCCUUCUGAAAGGACUGGCCUUCUUCCUCUUGCUAACAGCAGUGUGGGGAGGCUAGCAGCCUGUGACCCAGAAUGGGCUUUGCUCCCCCUCACCAUCUCCUUGGGUCCCUUAUUUUUUCCAGCCUGGGUGGCUCUGCUGGCUGAGGGCCUCCCCUAAGUUCUGCAGGCAGAGGAAAGCUAAACACUUAUAGCCUCCAUCUUGGGGUAACAGUUACUAGAGGGUUUGUCCAGGAGGGAUUCCAGUGCAGAGUGGGUGGUCUGACCCAGGGUCACCCCCAGAGACAACACCCAGCCCUUAAGAGAGCCUCAGAGAGGAAGGGGUGCCAGGCAGCUCCAAAGCCAUGGUGACCGUCACAGGUUUCCUGGUUUACUCCGCCUUGGCCAGUGAGUCAGCAGCACCAGCUUCCUGCCCCAAGAGGGCUUCUUUCCUCCAGACCUGGAAAGCCCAAGGAGCUGGGUGACCUUUGUUUGGGGGGGAUGCUGAAUUCAUCUGCUCUGGAGGUGGCCAUGGUGGAGGUGCAGCUGGACGCAAACCAUGACUACCCGCCGGGCCUGCUCAUCGCCUUCAGUGCCUGCACCACAGUGCUGGUGGCCGUGCACCUGUUCGCGCUCAUGAUCAGCACCUGCAUCCUGCCCAACAUCGAGGCGGUGAGCAACGUGCACAACCUCAACUCGGUCAAGGAGUCGCCCCACGAGCGCAUGCAUCGCCACAUCGAGCUGGCCUGGGCCUUCUCCACCGUCAUCGGCACGCUGCUCUUCCUGGCUGAGGUUGUGCUGCUCUGCUGGGUUAAGUUCCUGCCGCUCAAGAAGCAGCCGGGCCUGCCCAGCCCCACCAGCAAGCCGCCAGCGGGUGAGGUGGCCGCCAACACGCCGGGCCAGGCGGCGGCCAUCGCCUCCACCACCAUCAUGGUGCCCUUCGGUCUGGUCUUCAUCGUCUUCGCCGUGCACUUCUACCGCUCGCUGGUCAGCCACAAGACAGACCGACAGUUCCAGGAGCUCAACGAGCUGGCCGAGUUCGCUCGCCUGCAGGACCAGCUGGACCACAGAGGGGACCACCCGCUGACACCUGGCAGCCACUAUGCCUGAGCCCUGGGCAGGGAGCCUGGGCCUCAGGGGCACAGAGUGGCAAGAGGCUUUUGGGGAAACGACUGCACCUUGAGACUUUGCUUGAGAGA